UAAAGAAGCACCAAACCAGACCAUGUCUCCCGUUACUCUUUCCUUCCCUCAGUUUCCUGAGUGCUCAGUUCAUGUCACUGUGUGGUGUAAAAUCUCCAAUACGGCCGCUAUUAAACAACAGUUGAUGGAAGGGAACCAGAAUUACGGUCACUUUGCCUUCAUCAACAGCGAUAUGGUCACCAGCAAGGCGCAUCUCUACUCGGCAAUCUACCGGACGUUAACCAACCAGGUUAACGGUACUAUGACGUCCAGAAAUUUGAACAGCGAAGCCACUAUCUCGCUCUCCAUGAACAACAAGAAGAUCACCGACAACUUGAAGAAGUUUGGGAUAAACGAGCAUAGUGAGCGUAUCAUCGUGUUGGAGUUUUUUGAGGAAAAUGGUGUAGAUCACUGUGAUUCGUUGAAAACAUUGAUCGAGGGCGAAGAAGCCGAGUUUACGGACGCAUUUUUAAGAGCACACAUCAAUUGGGGUGAGUUGAUAAAGGUGUACAAAUUGGACAAGAACAAGGAAAUGUACUACAAGGAGGAACAGAACCGUGAGGAGCUCUUCAAUGUGUUGAAUGGUUCCAUCCAGUUAAAUGGGUUUUGAGGGGGGUUGGAGUGAUCGGGAGAGAGAGUGGUUAUUCGAUGAAAUCACGAUAAUAGUCGGUGAAACUCAGCAAAUGUGGUUCAAACAUGUCCAAGCUCCUUUAUAAUAACCAAACUUCACGAAUUGUAUAAUAUGAAAAUGAGAUAAAUCAAUGAUGAAACUACGCUGAAAAUUCACAACGAUCAGAAGUACCUCUCUUCGCCUUGACUAUAAGCUUGGAAUACCCCUGAACUAGUGACGGAAGCUUGGAACUGACUUUUUUUUACCUCUUUCUGUUAAUUUAAGGGCAGAUAGAUCUCUUGUAAAUGCUAAUUUCCCCUACCUUACUAGUUAAUGCCUUAGUACCACCACAAAAUCUGGACUUGAA
Molecule: messenger RNA, 956 nt
Organism: Babjeviella inositovora NRRL Y-12698
Lineage: Eukaryota; Fungi; Ascomycota; Pichiomycetes; Serinales
Exons: 1
Coding region: 23-589 (188 amino acids)
Biological process (GO): tRNA threonylcarbamoyladenosine modification; telomere maintenance via recombination
Cellular component (GO): EKC/KEOPS complex; cytosol; nucleus
Source: RefSeq, a predicted model, not a curated record